Messenger RNA from Lontra canadensis (Northern American river otter), 1879 nucleotides. RefSeq names its product tetratricopeptide repeat domain 22 (gene TTC22). The coding region runs from base 37 to 1740 and encodes 567 amino acids. The record is from RefSeq and is a predicted model, not a curated record. Lineage: Eukaryota; Metazoa; Chordata; Mammalia; Carnivora; Mustelidae. The transcript is spliced from 7 exons. Gene Ontology annotation, molecular function: protein binding.
GGGCAGGAGCGAAGCCCGGAGAGCGGCGGGGCUGCCAUGGCGGAGCCGGAGGCCACGGCCGAGGACCUGGACGCCCUCAUCGACGACCUGGACUACCUGCCGGGCCACUUCCACCUGGAGAUGCAGCUGAACUUCGAGCCGCGCUCGCCGGCCUCGCUCCGCGCCCGGGACCUGAAGCUGCAGCGGGACGGCUUGCAGCAAGAGCUCGAGCUGGCGGCCGCCCCGCAGCGCCCCGCCGUGCGCCACCUCCUAGGCGCCUUCGCCUUCUAUCUCGACGAACUGGGCGAGGCCCGCGAGCGCUUCCUCGAGGUGGCCCGCGAGGACCCGGGCAACCUCAACGCCUGGGCCAACCUGGCGCACGUGUACGGGCGGCUGGGCCAGGAGGAAGAGGAGGAGGCGUGCGCCGGGCGUCUGGCGGGCCUCAUGGGCCUGGCAGCGGAGCGCGAGGCGGCGGGGGACCCCCAGCUCCGUGCGGCGCGCUGCCUGGCGGAGCAGGGCUAUGCGCACGGCUUCGACGUGGGCUGCACCAGCCCGGAGGAGCGAGCGCAGGUGCUGGCCGCCGGCAUCGCGCUGUACGAGAAGGCGCUGGGCUACGCGCAGCAGAUCCCCAUGGAGGAGAAAAGGGGCUGGUACUUCACCAUGACAACGCUCUUCAUCAGGCUAGAUGGCAUCUUCCUGGAACUGGGCAGCGAGGAGCAGAAGAGGCUGUCCGCCUUCAACCGCACCCUGGCCCUGCUCCGGCAGGUGCUCAAGUCCUCGAACCCCCACCACCAAGCUCUAGCCUGGUGUUACCUCGGGAUGCUGCUGGAGAGGAAGGACACCUUCUCCACCACCCCCAUGGGUGUCCACGACUGCGGGUACUCGGGAACGGACCCCCUGGACUGCUUUGGCAAGGCCAUUGAGACAGCCAAGGACCACCCCACCAUCCUGAAUCGCCUGGCCAAAAUCUUCCACUUCCUAGGAAAGCAGGAUAUGGCCAUUGGAACCUGCAACAUGGCUCUGGAUAGCCUACGAGAUCCAGAGCUCAACUGGCAGGCGUACUGCACUAGGGCCAAUAUCCACCUCAGAGCCUACCUUCACGACCUGGAGCGAGCCAAGAUGGGGCUCGGGGGCAUGCCUGACAGGGACCACCUGUCCUGUGCCAAGGCUGACCUGGAGGAAGUGGUCAAGGUGUGCCCAAGCCUCAACACCUACCUGGACAUCGGCCAGGUCUACUACUACAUGGGUGUGGAUGCUGUGCAGGAGCUGCUGGCAGUGGACGAGGCGGCGCUGAACCAGGCGCUGGUCUUCUUGGCCAAGGCCGGUGAGUCAGAGCUGGGCGCCACGCUGCCCGAGCUGCAGCUGCUGCGCGGCAAGUGCCUGCGCAUCAAGGGCGAGGAGGCCAACGCGGCGGCCUGCUUCAAGCGCGCGGUGGAGCUGGACGACACGGGCUCCAGCCACACCGAGGGCUUCGGCUGCCUGCUCGAGGCGCUGCUGGCGCAGUGGAGGCAGGCGCAGCUGAGCGACGCCGAGCUGGGCCGCGACGUGGACGCGUGGCUGCGCCGCGCCCAGGGCAAGUACCCCGCGGCGCGCCUGCGCCAGGAGCUGCAGCGCGUGUGGCGCGGCCACACGGGCGAGGUGCUGGGACUGGCCCGGGCCUUGGUGGCCCAGGGACGGCCGGCGCUGGUGCGGCUGCUCUUCGAGACCAUGGAGCAGGACGGCGACGUCGGGAAUGGGGGCCGCCAAGCCUUCUCCCUCUAAAGGGCGACGAAGCCCCGCCCCACCUACAGCUGACUGGACGCUCAAAACGGACCUGCCCUGCCAUAGGCUGGCUGGUGAGCAGAGCCAAUUAGAUCCUCUUCCGGGAAUUGGGAUGUUGGGACCCGGCGAUGAGACGCGA